Messenger RNA from Penicilliopsis zonata CBS 506.65, 1564 nucleotides. RefSeq lists its product as hypothetical. The transcript is spliced from 2 exons. NCBI's taxonomy places the organism in Eukaryota, Fungi, Ascomycota, Eurotiomycetes, Eurotiales, Aspergillaceae. The coding region runs from base 381 to 1562 and encodes 393 amino acids. The record is from RefSeq and is a predicted model, not a curated record.
UUAAGGUUAUUUUAGGCUCUAGCCCCGAUGCCAUUCAAGGAUCCAAUUGCGUGCUUCCUCAUUACUGGCGGUGGGUAUGCACGCCCUCGUUUUAAACCGUUGCAGCCUGCAGGGAGGGGACGACUGGCUGACUCUCGCUGUUUUCUGUGCAGGCUUUUUUACAUUCUUUCUGCUUCGGCAUUCAUUCAGCUCUGCUCCUGCUUUCGCUCGCUUUCAUAUUUCCUUAAUAUCUCACUUCGGCGAGAGAGAUGCGUUGGUAGUGGGAUUUUCACGAUCUGAAGUCUCCAGCAUCACUUUUCGCUGCGUCAAACCCUUGAUUUUUAUCCAACCUGAUGUCUACCUGAUGUAUACCUGUCGAACCGAUCGUUAAUGGCUAGACCAUGGCCAGUCAGCCUGUUUUCGAGCCGCUUGGCGACUCGCGAUCGUCGUGUCAAAUACCUCUCCGCAGCUCCGAGGAGACCCACGACGAUGAAUAUGACAUGUGGAUGAUGGAAGAUCAUCCGCUGCGUGCAUUCCCCAAGGAGUGCUGUCCCAGUAUUAUCUACUUUCUCGAAUCCCGGUAUCGUGUCGCACGGCGGAACUGGGGCGAAGGCAUCUUUCGCAUUGUCUGUCUUCUCCUCAUGGUGGCAGUGCUGGUUCAGGCCUUUGUGACUGUGUACAAAACCCUUCCUUGGCUUCUCGUUGGCGAAAACUGGGCCGACGAGUCGUGGGAUCGACCGGGAGAUGGACACCCGGGUUCUGCUCGGUGGCCCGAUGAAUGGAAGGAUUACGACCGGUCGAUCUCCUGUCUUUCAUAUUACCCCCAUGCACACUUCAAAGCCAUUCAGAACAGUCUCGAGUACGGAUGCACGGGACUCCGGACCGAUAUUUGGCUUCACCAGAAUCAGAUCCUUGUGGGCGAGUCGAUUGUCGCUCUUGACUCGCGCCAUACUUUGCAGAACACAUACCUCGGUCCGCUGUGGAACGAGCUUGAGCUUCUGAGCCAUGCGCCUGGCCAGGCAACGUCUCUCCAGAGUCUGUUUGACGCGGAAACGAACCGGACGUUUGUUCUCGUCUUGAACUUCAAGUCCCCCAUGCAGAUGCUGUGGCCGCAGGUCGACGCUCUGCUCGACCCAUUCAGACAAAAGGGAUAUCUGACCCAUCUGAAUGGGUCCCAGGUGGUACAUCGGCCGGUCACUGUCAUGUUUUCCGGUCGUGUUGCAAGUGGCGAUAUGGAUAUGGUAGCCCCGGAUAUCUUCUUCGACAGAACCCUCGACGAUCUAGUCUUGGAGGACGAGGAAGAGCAUCCUCAGCAAUCUCCGAAAACACCUCCCGGCACGGCAGCAAAUGUCAUGGCUGCGACUGCGAAUUUCAAGGAGUCCAUUGGUCGGCCGCAUCGCGGCCGGUUCUCUCCCCGACAGGUAGAACUUAUCCGGGCGCAAGUGCAGGCUGCUCAUCGGCGAGGCCUGCUCGCUCGGUAUGAAGGGCUGCCGCAGUGGCAUGGAAAGCUGCGCGAUCUUAUCUGGCAAACGCUGGUACAAGCCGGGGCCGAUCUAAUAGAGGUCGAGGGGGGGAGAUGGUAAAC